UUGUACCACAGCAUAUUCUCCUGCUGUAUCAAUACCAAAGCACCAAGUUGCUCUAUCUGCCGUUCACAUCUCACUCAGCUCAUCAUCAUCAUCAUCAUCAGACAUAGUAUCCCCCCCCUCGCCAGCGCAGCCUUGACUAUCCCAUCCUUCUUCACCCACAGCACAGCCUAGGUCGACCAACACACACACACACUCCAACCCCCAACAACCCAAAACCUAGUAUCCAAAAUGUUUCCCCGCCGCUCAAAAGACUCCCGCGACUCAGACGCCAACGCCAACAAGGACCACGGCUCAGGGGUAGUAGCCGACAUCCCGCCCUCCAUCUCGGACCUGCACUGCUUCACCGAGACCAACGGGGUGAUCACGACCACCAUGUUCGACAUCCCCGGCUACCGGGUCGUGCGCGUGCUGGGCGCCGUCUACGGGCUGACGGUGCGGUCGCGCAACUGGGCGGCCGGCCUGACCAUGGUGCUCAAGAGCAUUGCGGGCGGGGAGCUGAGGUGGUUUACGAAUAUGCUGUACAGCGCGCGGAACGAUGCCAUCUCGCGCGUCGUCGCCGAGACGCAGGCGCGCGGGGGCAAUGCGGUGAUUGCGCUGCGGUUCGAUGCCGGUGAGCUGGGCGGGUUCGCGCAGGUGUGUGCGUACGGAACGGCGGCGAUCGUUGAGAAGAUUGAUCCGCAGGUUGAGACGCCCCCCCAGCUGGUCGCUGCUUGAAGGGAUCGUGAGUGGCGCUGCUGGUUUUCUCUCCUUUAGUCACGGAGGGUUGGAGUUGGUUGUUGCUUUGCUGCGAGUUUCUGAAGGGGAUGGAGUUUCACAGAAUUGCCAUUUACUGCGUAUCUGUCUACUUAUAUUGCUAGCUACCUUAUAUACCCCCGCGAAAGAAAACUUGUAUACCCGU
Molecule: messenger RNA, 898 nt
Organism: Chaetomium strumarium
Lineage: Eukaryota; Fungi; Ascomycota; Sordariomycetes; Sordariales; Chaetomiaceae
Product: YjfJ protein
Exons: 2
Coding region: 229-714 (161 amino acids)
Source: RefSeq, a predicted model, not a curated record